Zingiber officinale is the source of this 2505-nucleotide messenger RNA. RefSeq names its product UDP-glycosyltransferase 83A1-like. The transcript has 2 exons. Gene Ontology annotation, molecular function: UDP-glycosyltransferase activity. NCBI's taxonomy places the organism in Eukaryota, Viridiplantae, Streptophyta, Magnoliopsida, Zingiberales, Zingiberaceae. The record is from RefSeq and is a predicted model, not a curated record. Bases 234 to 1598 code for a protein of 454 amino acids.
CUGAUCCAAUCGCGUUGCCUCCUUUGUCGGCGUGCUCUCCCCGCCCCUGGCCAUCUUCAUUUCGCUUCCUCCGCCGCCUCAAUUGCCGCCGCCGCUGCCGUCGUUGUCGUGCGCCUGUCGCCGCCCGCGUCCUCUUCUUCGUCCUUCAACUCUCCCAUCGGUUCCGCUUCUUUUGCUGUUUCCACCUAUUCUCUUUUAUCCGUAUCUCCUUCCUCUCUCUCUGUUGUUUCUGAAUGGCUCCGCCACACGUUCUCGCUGUGCCUUUCCCUGCUCAAGGCCAUGUCAUUCCCCUCAUGGAGCUCUGCCACUGCUUGGUAGAACACGGCUUCAAGGUCACCUUCGUCAAUACCGAGUUCAACCACAAGCGUCUGCUCGCCGCGUUGUCCGAGGAGAGCACCGUGGACCAGAUCGCUCUGGUCUCUGUCCCCGACGGAUUAGGGCCGGCGGAAGACCGGAACGAUCUCGGGAGGCUAACGGAAGCAUUCACGAAGGUAAUUCCGCUGUGCUUGGAGGAACUAAUCGAGAAGAGCAACGAAACAGAGGAUCCGAUGACUUGCAUGUUGGUGGAUGUGAAUAUGGGAUGGGUGCGGGAGGUUGUCGGUAAGAAGGGUCUCCGGUCAGCCUUUUUCUGCCCGGCGGCAGCCCAGUCGCUGGCCAUUCUGCUGAGCAUUCCGGAGUUGAUUUCGAGAGGCAUCGUCGAUGCCGAUGGCACAACGAUCUCAGAACACGAAAGGUUCCAGCUCGGCCCCGGCUUGCCAUUCAUCGACGCACCCCAGUUGACAUGGAACUUUUGUGGUGGAGACGGAAGAACCAAAAAGCUAAUCUUCAACUACGCCGUCAACAACAACAGGGCCAUCAGCGUCGCGGAAUUCAUCAUCUGCAACUCCUUCAAAGAGCUCGAAGAGCCAACCUUCCGUUACUAUCCAAAAAUUCUUCCAAUCGGGCCGCUGCUAACCGGCCUCCGGCCGAACCGCGCCGUGGGGAAUUUCUGGCCGGAGGACGCGGCCUGCUUGUCGUGGCUGGACGAGCAGCAGCCGGGUUCCGUCGUCUACGUGGCUUUCGGGAGUUUCACCAUCUUCGACCGCGGCCAGUUCCAGGAGUUCGCGCUCGGGCUGGAGGCGACUGGCCGACCGUUCUUGUGGGUGGUCCGGCCCGACCUAACCGGUGACUCUGCCGAUGCCUAUCCGGAUGGUUUCAAAGAGCGUGUCGGAGACAGAGGGAGGAUUGUGGCUUGGGCACCUCAACAGAAGGUGCUGGCUCACCCUUCUGUCGCUUGCUUCGUGUCUCACUGCGGUUGGAACUCCACCAUGGAAGGCGUCAGGAACGGGAAGCUCUUCCUCUGUUGGCCAUAUUUUACGGACCAAUUCCUGAACCAGAUCUACAUUUGUGACGAUUGGAAGGUGGGUUUACGCUUGACGCCUGACGAGAGUGGGAUCGUUAAGCGGGAACAGGUGAAAUCCAAGGUAGAAGAGUUGCUUUCGAACGAGGAGAUGAGAGCAAGGGCAUCGAUGUUGAAGGAGAAUGCCCUGCAGAACAUUAACGAAGGCGGCGCUUCGUUCGAGAAUCUUAAGACCUUCAUGGAUGCUUUCAAAGCAUAGUGAUUUAGUGAUUCGAAGAACAAAUAAAAUGCUUGACAUCUUCUCCCAAAUUUGAUGUUUUCUUAUGGCUAAUAGAAGUAAAAGCUACAAAACUCAGGUUUAGGGCCAAAGAACGUUGACUUCAAUCAUUUCUGCAGUCCAGUUAUUUAAAUUACGACGUCUAGAUUAUUAUUAUUUACAGUAUUAACUUCGAUUGGGCAUUCGUGCAAAUGCCCAAUACUACGUAAUUUUGCAAGCGGAGAUAGUAGAAAAAAAAAAUCUGAAUUUUAAAAAACUUUAAUUCAGUUCAGAUUUAUACUGAGCCGUAUGAGAUCAGAGAUAAUAUGUUUUGCAUAUGGCGAUACUAUUGAGUGGAAGAAAGAUUUUGAAAGGGAGGAAAAGAUACUCAGCUGAAGUAGGAAAAGAGUUUCGACUGUCUUUCUUCUUUCUUCUUUCUGUGGGCACUCAAACGAACUAAUAAAAUAUUACGGUAAAAAUUAGGGAAAAGAUUUCUAAUGUAGAUUCUUUUAUACUCAAGUCAGUAGAUAAUUAGGUAAAAAAUCGAGAAGGAUUAUGAUAAAAUUGAGUGCGCAUAAUAGAGAGAAAGCUAGUAUUCUCAUAAGUAAAGUGUGUAAACAACGUACCUCCAGCGGAAAGAAUUUUUUUAUAUCACCUCUGAUAACUUUGUAAUAAUGAGGUGACAAAAAAUAUUCGGUGUCAAAAGAUGUCAGAUACUGGAAGGCGUAUAGUCUAGCAUUUGUACAGUUAUUCUCCGAGAAAUCUUUUGUUAUAUCUGUAUAAAUAGUCUCGUGCAACCUUCGCAAUAAUGAUGGAAGUUAUAUAAUUACCUUUGUAAAAAGGUUCCAUUGAAUGCAUAUGUUAUAACUAAAGUAUAUUAUCUGAUAGGUAGCUUUUAUUUUGACAAUCU